GUCUUCCUAAAGUGCUGAGAUUACAGGUGUGAGCUUUAAGUGCUAUCCAAAGCUAUAAAAAGCUAUGUAUUUUUUCUUACCUUUUCCUCACCUUUACUUGGUUUCCCAGAGCAUAUUCAAUGAUCCCAAAUCUCACGCUGCACUCCAUUUCUCUCUCUACCUUCCUUCCAUUCUCUCCCAGUAAAAAAGUGCUAACUACCAAGUGUCUGGCUUGAACAAAAAGUUACAACUCGGAUGUUCCCAAUGUUGGACUGUCAAGCCGAAAGCAUGUGCACAAAGCAGCUGGUACAAGCACCUCAGUCACAUGGCCACCAGUGGGGACUGAGCUGGGCUCAGGAACCUUCCAGGCAACAACUUUGCAGUAUCUUUCUCAGUCUUUCUCCAUUCACAUCCGCGCUUCUGCUGAGCCAUUGUUUAGGUCUCAGAUCCCUUUCACCUUCCACAAAGGAUGCUAUGAAACAGAAAAACCUGCUGCUCAAAUCCCAAAUAAGAAUGGAAAGUGCACAAUAUGACCCAGGAGAUCUCCUUUCCAUUUCUGCUAUGAAGCCAACCUGCAAACAAAGACAUGCUGACUCUUGUAUAACCAUCCAAAGAGGCUGAGGAUUAUCAACUACUGUGAGAUAGUAGUCAAUUGUCACAUGCUGUGCCCCAGAGAUCUUUCUUAACUUGUUUAUUUACAUAGUGGGACGGUUACACAAGACGAGCUGCUUCUCAGAAUCCGGCUAGCAACAAUUCCCUCAGGGAAAGUUAUUAAGGCUGACGGGCCUCGGAGAGCCAGAGUAAGAAGAAUUGAAGCCCCAGUUUAAGUCCUGUUAAACUUUUAAUUUGGAAAUAAUUUAGAAAUAAUUUCUCAUUAUUAGACUAUAAAUGCCCAGCCAGGCUAUGUUUCAGUUUGAGUCAACUAAAUGUAGAAGCAACUUGGUCCUAUACUUUUUUAUAUAAGAAUCUUAUUCAUUCAGCUCCAGGCUCCGAAUUUGAUAACAUGUAUUCUAUGGACUUCUUCUCUUCAUAUCUAACAAUAUUAAAGAAGAAAAACAGGGAAAAAUUAUAAUGACUCCCAUAUAUAUAUAUACUCAGAUAUAGCCAAAUGGAAUUACUAGCAGUUUGCUUAAACACACACUCUGGUUCGGGGUCCGCAUACAUAGGCACCUAGAGCCUCUUGCAAAGCCCUCCCCAGCUUCUGCCUAUCAGAAUUCCCCGCCCCCCAUUUAAAAAAGCCUAUCCAAAUGUCUCUUUCUCUGGCUUGCAAUCAUCACCCAGUCAAAAAUAAUAUUGCUCACCUGGCAUUGUGUUUGAGUCGUUUUUGAGAUACCUAUGUGGCCUCAUGUUAGAAGCUUUUGUAUAAUUUCUCAAUGGAUCCUUAGCAGGUUGGUGACAGUAUCUUUGAUAUCUUUGCAACUUCUGCAAUGAUUCUUGUCUUUAAUGAUUCAACGUCUUAAAUGUGAUAGGCACUUUCUAAGUAUUUUGCCUCUAGGUGAUUAAAAAUUGGAGAAGUAGAGAAAUCAAAGAGGAACAGAUGCUUAAUAAGUACCACGUGUGUGCUUUGCCUCUGUGUCUUAUCUGUGAGAGCCCUCCAAUUCCCAACACGUGAGGGUCAGGAGGCUGUGCUGUAUUUACUCCUGGUGUUAAAGCCCUUGAAGUUUAUAAGUUAGUUUUUCACUGGAAAAGUUUUUAUUUGAGUUGUUUCUUGAUAAUGAAGACUGGUAGUUUACACUCAGCUGUUGAUGCUUGUUUGAAGUAUUUUUUUUUAAGAGAUUUAUCAGGUCCAUCUUUCACCUGGCUGCAGCUGCCUUGUAGAAAGCGAAGGCACUUUAACUUUGACAGCCUGAAAAGUUUCCUGCCCGUGGACUUGUUUGUCUCCUACUGUCUUUGCCGUUCCCUCUCUUUUUCUUUUAACUCUUUUAGUGAGGGCUGCUUUUGGGUGCUUCGUCAGCUCUGAGGCACGUCAAAUACGUGUAUUUUGCUUUCAGCAUUGUGUGGGGGAUCCUGGCGGCUGGAACUGCCCCUGGUCCGGGCUUCAGGCUGACUGCGAAAGUUCCUAUUUUCCUCUCCUCCUCUCAUUGGCUCCCGUGAUCACAUGAGGGCGGGGGGGUUGGAAUUCUGAGUUGUGGCUUUGGCACUCCUUUUUCUUUUUAAAAAUCGCUGGGUCUGUUGAGCUGUCCUGGGCUGGGUGCCUUGCUCUUUGACUGAGACUGGAGACAGACGGAAACAGCCACAGGCAGACUGAGGUGGCAACAGGAAAUCUGCCGAGAUGUUCAGUCAGGUGCCCAGGACCCCAGCCUCAGGCUGCUACUACCUAAAUUCCAUGACACCUGAGGGCCAGGAGAUGUACUUGCGAUUUGAUCAGACUACGAGACGCUCUCCUUACAGGAUGAGCCGGAUUCUAGCACGCCAUCAGCUAGUGACUAAAAUCCAACAAGAAAUUGAGGCAAAAGAAGCAUGUGACUGGCUCCGUGCUGCCGGGUUCCCGCAAUACGCUCAGUUAUACGAGGAUUCACAAUUUCCCAUCAACAUUGUGGCUGUCAAGAAUGAUCAUGAUUUUCUUGAAAAGGACCUUGUAGAACCUCUUUGCAGACGACUAAAUACGUUGAACAAGUGUGCCUCAAUGAAACUUGAUGUGAACUUCCAAAGGAAAAAGGGUGACGACUCCGAUGAGGAAGAUCUUUGUAUCAGCAACAAAUGGACUUUCCAGAGAACCAGUCGCAGGUGGUCUCGUGUGGACGACCUCUACACCCUGCUCCCUCGAGGAGACAGAAAUGGGUCACCCGCAGGCACGGGGAUGAGGAACACGACCAGCAGUGAGAGUGUCCUCACAGACCUGAGCGAGCCUGAGGUCUGCUCCAUUCACAGUGAAAGCAGCGGGGGCAGCGACGGCCGCAGCCAGCCGGGCCAGUGCCGUACCGACAGCCCGGUCAUGCUGGAUGCCCCACUGGUCAGCAGCAGCCUCCCGCAGUCCCCCAGAGACAUCCUCAGCCACCCCUUCCACCCCAAGAAUGAGAAGCCCACCAGGGCCAGGGCCAAAUCAUUUUUGAAACGCAUGGAAACUCUCCGAGGGAAGGGAGCCCAUGGGAGGCAUAAGGGGUCAGGGCGGACAGGUGGCCUGGUGAUCAGCGGGCCCAUGUUGCAGCAGGAGCCAGAGUCCUUUAAGGCCAUGCAGUGCAUCCAGAUUCCAAAUGGAGAUCUCCAGAAUUCGCCGCCACCUGCCUGCAGAAAGGGGCUCCCAUGCUCCGGCAAGUCGAGUGGCGAGAGCAGCCCGUCGGAGCACAGCAACAGCGGGGUGAGCACGCCCUGCCUGAAGGAACGCAAGUGCCACGGGGCCAACAAGCGCGGGGGCAUGUACUUGGAGGACCUGGAUGUGCUGGCAGGGACAGCACUGCAGGAUGCAGGGGACCAAAGCCGUACGCAUGAGUUUCACUCCCAAGAGAACUUGGUGGUGCAUAUUCCCAAGGAUCACAAACCAGGAACAUUCCCCAAGGCGCUUUCUAUUGAAAGCCUCUCUCCCACAGACAGUAGCAAUGGGGUUAACUGGAGGACUGGUAGCAUCUCCCUGGGCAGACAGCAGGUUCCUUGUGCCAGGGAGCCCAGGCUCAUGGCAUCCUGCCACAGAGCUAGCCGAGUCAGUAUCUAUGACAACGUCCCUGACUCCCAUCUGUAUGCCAGCACAGGAGAUCUUUUGGACUUGGAGAAAGAUGACUUCCUCCCUCACUUGGAUGACAUUCUGCAGCAUGUCAACGGGAUCCGGGAGGUAGUGGAUGACUGGUCCAAAGAUGUUUUGCCUGAACUGCAAACUCAUGAUACGUUGGUUGGGGAACCUGGCCUAUCUCCCUUUCUGCCUCCUAAUCAGAUCACCUUAGAUUUUGAAGGUAACUCUGUCUCAGAAGGUCGGACCACACCCAGUGAUGUGGAAAGAGAUGUAACAUCUCUUAAUGAAUCUGAGGCUCCAGGGGUCAGAGACAGGAGGGAUUCUGGUGUAGGGGCCUCUCUGACCAGGCCAAACAGGCGACUCCGAUGGAACAGUUUCCAGCUGUCUCACCAGCCCCGGCCGGCCCCAGCAUCACCCCACAUCAGCAGCCAGACAGCCGGCCAGCUAAGCCUGCUCCAGCGCUUCUCGCUGCUCCGCCUCACGGCCAUCAUGGAGAAGCACUCCAUGUCCAACAAGCACGGCUGGACAUGGUCAGUUCCAAAGUUCAUGAAGAGGAUGAAAGUUCCCGACUACAAAGACAAGGCUGUCUUUGGCGUUCCUCUCAUAGUCCACGUCCAAAGAACGGGACAGCCCCUGCCUCAGAGUAUUCAGCAAGCACUGAGAUAUCUCCGCAGCAACUGCCUCGAUCAGGUGGGUCUUUUUCGCAAGUCGGGGGUGAAGUCUCGAAUCCAUGCCCUACGCCAAAUGAAUGAGAACUUCCCUGAGAACGUCAGCUAUGAAGACCAGUCUGCUUACGAUGUGGCGGAUAUGGUGAAGCAGUUCUUCCGGGACCUCCCUGAGCCUCUUUUCACCAACAAGCUCAGCGAGACCUUCCUCCACAUCUAUCAGUAUGUCCCCAAAGAGCAGCGGCUGCAGGCUGUGCAGGCCACCAUCCUGCUACUGGCCGAUGAGAACAGGGAGGUCCUGCAGACGCUCCUGUGUUUCCUGAACGAUGUCGUCAACUUAGUGGAAGAGAAUCAGAUGACGCCCAUGAACCUGGCAGUGUGUCUGGCCCCCUCCCUCUUUCAUCUUAAUUUAUUGAAGAAAGAAAGCUCUCCACGAGUCAUACAGAAGAAAUAUGCCACCGGGAAGCCAGAUCAAAAGGACCUCAACGAGAAUCUGGCAGCAGCUCAGGGGCUUGCGCACAUGAUCAUGGAAUGCGACAGACUUUUUGAGGUUCCACACGAGUUGGUGGCCCAGUCUCGUAACUCAUAUGUGGAGGCUGAGAUCCACGUGCCAACCCUGAAAGAACUGGGGACACAGCUGGAGGAGAGUGGGGCAACUUUCCACACUUACCUGAACCAUCUCAUCCAGGGCCUCCAGAAAGAAGCCAAGGAGAAGUUCAAGGGAUGGGUCACGUGCACCAGCACCGACAAUACAGACCUUGCUUUCAAAAAGGUAGGUGACGGGAACCCGCUGAAGCUGUGGAAGGCUUCUGUGGAGGUGGAAGCGCCCCCCUCGGUGGUCCUGAACCGUGUGCUGAGAGAACGGCACCUUUGGGAUGAGGACUUUGUGCAGUGGAAGGUUGUGGAGAGUCUAGACCGACAAACAGAAAUCUACCAGUACGUGUUGAACAGCAUGGCCCCUCAUCCUUCCAGAGAUUUCGUGGUUCUCAGGAUGUGGAAGACUGAUCUGCCCAAAGGAACGUGUACCCUGGUGUCCCUCUCUGUGGAGCACGAGGAAGCCCAGCUCCUGGGUGGCGUGCGAGCGGUGGUGAUGGACUCACAGUACUUGAUAGAACCGUGUGGCUCUGGCAAGUCGAGACUCACUCACAUCUGCAGGAUAGACCUGAAAGGUCACUCCCCAGAAUGGUACAGCAAAGGCUUUGGACAUCUGUGUGCAGCAGAAGUUGCCAGGAUUAGAAACUCUUUCCAGCCCCUCAUUGCUGAGGGCCCAGAAACUAAAAUCUGAGUUUUCCCCAGUGUGACAUCCAACUCAGGGAAGAGGAAACUAAAGUAACACGUAUGGUAGAGAGUGUGCACGUGAGCAAGCAAGAGAAAGAGGAACUGACGGAUGUGGUUAAUGCCUAAAAAUGGAAACGUUAAGAAGCUGGAAUGCUGGAGAUGCAAGAAUUUCCAAGAACUUUCCUAGCCUUCCUGGAGAUGGCUACAUCCCUACUAAUAUAAUUUUAAAGUGAGAACAUUUAUCUAUGUUGCUUAAAAUUAAAUGGAUUAUUCCUUGUGCAUUGCCUAAUUUGCUAUUUAAAGGCUUCUAAGAAGCGUAUACUUAACUGUAAAUAAAUGAAUGUAUAGCAUAUGUACAUAUGUGUGUAUAUCUCCAUCUUUACUGUAUAUAUGUAAAAUACCAAUUUUAUAUAGAAUUGUGUGUUUUGAAAAGGAUGGUGUCUGACUCAGUGAGUCCCGUCCUCACAGAGUUCUUUCCAAGUGGCGCUGGGCCCCAUCUCUCUACUGUCCUGUAAGCUGUGCAGAACCUGCUGCUAACACCAAGGUGUGAACAUGCCCUGAUGUCUAACCAAAGAUUAGCUAACCAAAGGAAAAUAACAUUAAAGGGGACUUACGUGUUGAUGCUUUGUUUCUGUUAUUCAAAAACUGAGAGUGGAAUUCUGGGAUGAAGCAGGGAAAGAAUACUCCUCCUCAAAGCAAAGCAGGGGGUGAGAAGUCAUCACCAAGUUUAAGGCUAGAUGAGGAGUUGCCACUCGGCCCAAUGAGAUGCAAUUUCAGUGAGCUACGGACCAGUGGAGUCAGUGAGAAUGACGGAAACAGAAGCAAUACCUCCCACUCCCAUGCCCACCACUACAGACCCCAAGUCAAGAUGAAUACGAUAGCCUUUACUUAUUCACAGCCAAAGGGAGCCCCUGUGUUGUCUCAAGUUUUUAUACAUUCAUUUCAUCAUGUUGUAAGUUGUCGUUCUAUUUGACCAGUGGCCUAUUUGGUCACAGUUAAUUGGUAUUUUCUUAUUGCACUGAAUUCAACUCUGGACACCACAACACGAAGGGAGAGGAUGGCCAUUCCGUUCAAUUCCUAGAUCAUUACAGCUUCAGGGAAUUCAUAUUUUGCUAUGUGUAGGAUGCUCUUAAAAUGUAAUUCAUUAAACUUUUGCAAUCUGAAAGACAGGGUUUUUAACUAACAAACAUAAGACCAAAACUAUGUUCUUUGAUUAGUUUUAGAAAAUAUAAUCUGGUUUAUUAAUUCUUCUCUGUUUCUUCACUAGCCAGUCCAAGCUACCUAUGCAUUUGACCCAACCUUAUUUAUUAUUGUACAGACUAAGCAAAUUGACUCCCCUUAGCCACCUGCUAAUGGAUCUAAUGUGCUUCUUAUUGUAAUUCAGCAGUUCUGGAGAGAAAGGUAACUUAUUGUGUGUUUGAUUUCAGGGAGAGAGAUUUUCUUUGGUCAUUUAUAAUAGAGAUUGAUAUGAUUUAGCAACUUGUGUUGGAGGAAAAAAAAGAAAAGCAAAUGAGUGUUUUCAGGUUCUUUGUAUUAUAUGCAUUUAUAUAAUGUUUGUUUCUGUUAGCAAUGUGCAAUUAUUUUAUUGAGAGGAAUAAAAACGCUUUCUAUGAGUUUGGUAUGGUGCAAGAAAAAUCAUAGAGUUUGAAUUAUGACCUAGAAAUUUUUUAUUCCCAUAUCUACCUAAGAAGGUAACAGCAAAUCCGUAAUUUGCCAUUUGGGCAAUGCUUUGUGAGCAAAACAAAGUCACUUCUGCCAUAACAUCUUAAAUGUAACCAUGUAUGCCAGAUUAUUUUAUAUGCAUUAACAAGCUCUCUAGUGAAGUUUAAUCUAGCUAAACACUGGUCCUGCUCCAAAGACGGGCUCCGAUGUGUUUGCAAAAUGUGAUACGCACACAAGGAUGAGUGGCUUUGGGUCACCCAGAGAGGUGCUUGUCCAGCUUUCACAUGCACAUGAAUUGCCUGGGGAUCUAGUGAAACUGCAGACUCUGCUCCAGGUAAUCUGGGCUGGCCUGAGAUUCUGCAUUUGUAAGGAGUCUCAGGGAUGCCUGUGCUGCUGGCCUAAAACCACACUCAGAAACAAGGACCUAGAAGAUCCCUAAAAUAGAAUAAAAACAAAUGUGAUUGUAUUUCUGACUCUCCCUCUCUUCAAAUUACCUUUUUGGUUUUUGUGCACAAAGUAAUCACACCACCGCUGCAUAACAACACGGUGCAUCUUUUUAAAAAAAAGGAAAAGGGAAAGAAAGGAGAAAAAAACAAUGCAUCAAGCUUAUUUGUCAAAUACCACAGUAUUUUAUUCAUUGUUAUCUUGCCAAUGGAAAUAAAGUAUGAUAUUGCAUUUAAAUAUUAUAUUUAUACCUCAUGUAUAUUUUUACCUCAAUUGUUGGCAUCAAUCAUCAAUUGUAAAUAAAUAAUUGCCAGGGCAAAUAAAUUUAUAUAUAUUAAA
Molecule: messenger RNA, 8031 nt
Organism: Sapajus apella (tufted capuchin)
Lineage: Eukaryota; Metazoa; Chordata; Mammalia; Primates; Cebidae
Gene: STARD13
Product: StAR related lipid transfer domain containing 13
Exons: 14
Coding region: 2252-5593 (1113 amino acids)
Biological process (GO): signal transduction; regulation of Rho protein signal transduction; actin cytoskeleton organization
Molecular function (GO): protein binding; GTPase activator activity; lipid binding
Source: RefSeq, a predicted model, not a curated record